Messenger RNA from Saccharomyces mikatae IFO 1815, 390 nucleotides. RefSeq names its product cytochrome c oxidase subunit VIa (gene COX13). The transcript has a single exon. Gene Ontology annotation, cellular component: mitochondrial inner membrane. Gene Ontology annotation, molecular function: enzyme regulator activity. Gene Ontology annotation, biological process: mitochondrial electron transport, cytochrome c to oxygen. The record is from RefSeq and is a predicted model, not a curated record. NCBI's taxonomy places the organism in Eukaryota, Fungi, Ascomycota, Saccharomycetes, Saccharomycetales, Saccharomycetaceae. Bases 1 to 390 code for a protein of 129 amino acids.
AUGUUUAGACAGUGUGCAAAAAGAUACGCAUCUUCACUACCCCCAAAUGCCUUGAAACCUGCAUUUGGCCCACCAGAUAAAGUGGCAGCCCAAAAGUUCAAGGAAUCGUUAAUGGCUACUGAAAAGCAUGCUAACAACACAUCUAAUAUGUGGGUUAAGAUCUCGGUGUGGGUUGCCUUACCAGCCAUAGCUUUAACUGCUGUGAACACAUAUUUUGUUGAGAAGGACCAUGCAGAGCAUCGUGAACAUUUGAAGCAUGUCCCAGAUUCCGAAUGGCCAAGAGAUUACGAAUUUAUGAAUAUUAGGUCCAAGCCAUUUUUCUGGGGGGAUGGUGACAAAACCUUAUUCUGGAAUCCUGUGGUUAAUAGACAUAUCGACCAUGAUGACUGA